CUCUCUCUCAUCCCUCAUCAGCAAAAAAUUAACAAUGAACAGCCCAGGUUUCGGUGGCCGGAGCCGGAGCUCCGACGCCACCCUACCGGAAAACACGUCUAAUUCACGGGGCUCCUCCACUUACUCCUCCUACGCCCCCGCCUCUUCUCAUCACAAGUCCGCUACCACCGCCGCCGCCGCCACCGCCGCCAAAAACCCCGCCAAGAGCGUAGGGCGCUCCAUCAUUGAUGCUCUGAUGUCUUGCUUCUCUCCUCCCGAACCGCCGGAGAAAACCUCGACCAACGUAUACAGUAAUGAUUCUUUUGAAGCUUCAAGUUCUGGUAGUGAGAAAAGACGAAGUGCUAAUCGGGGAAUCUACACUAGUUCAAACAAUUCGACUCACUCGAGCGAGCGAGUGACUGUUAAAUUCACCAUGGAAGAAAUUAACAACGCAACUAAAAACUUCUCACCUAGCUUUAAAAUUGGUCAAGGUGGAUUCGGAACGGUCUACAAGGGUCAACUCCAAGAUGGAACCAUCGUUGCGGUCAAACGUGCUAAGAAGAUUCUUUAUGAUCAACACUUGGGAGUCGAGUUUCAGACUGAAGUUAAAACUCUGGCACAAGUGGAGCAUCGAAAUCUAGUGAAAUUUUACGGGUUUUUGGAAUAUGGAGAAGAAAAGAUUCUCGUUGUUGAGUAUGUUCCUAAUGGCACCCUUAGAGACCACUUGGAUUGUUUUAAUGGUAAUAUUCUCGAUUUUGCGUCAAGGCUCGACAUUGCAAUUGAUGUGGCUCAUGCAGUCACUUAUCUUCAUAUGUACACAGACCAUCCGAUAAUCCACAGAGACAUCAAAUCUUCGAACAUUCUUCUUACAGACAACCUAAGAGCGAAAGUAGCUGACUUUGGGUUUGCCAGGUUGGCGGCCGAUCGUGAAUCGGGCGCCACACAUGUUUCUACGCAAGUGAAAGGGACAGCUGGCUAUUUAGACCCGGAGUACUUAAAAACUUAUCAACUUACCGAAAAGAGUGAUGUUUACUCAUUCGGUGUUUUACUUGUGGAGCUUGUAACCGGCCGAAGGCCUAUAGAGCCGAAACGGGAGCUCAAGGAGCGAAUUACCACUAAAUGGGCGAUGAAGAAAUUCUCGAGCGGUGAAGCAGUUUUAGCGCUGGAUCCGAAGCUGACUCGAUCGCCAGCAAACAACUUCGUUAUGGAAAAGAUUUUCGAACUGUCGUGGCAGUGUUUGGCCCCACACAGAAAUAACAGACCACCUAUGAGGAAAUGUGCUGAGAUUCUUUGGACCAUCAGAAAAGAUUACACUGAAUUAUUAACUUCAAAAUUCUGAAUUUAAGGUUGUCUUAAAUUUUUAUUUUUUAUAUGUAUUUAAUUAUUUAUAGGAAAUUAAUUAUAUUGAGAUCAAAGAUGAGUUAUACUCCAAAAAGAUUUGAAUCUGUAUAGUGAUAGUUUGGUUUGUGAUUUCUUUACUCUGUUAUUCAUUUGUGGGAAGUUUUGUACAAGUCCCUUGUAAUACAAAAUAUUGCAAUUUGCAACAUUUUUAUAUAUUUGGUGGUUUAAUAUU
Messenger RNA from Erythranthe guttata (spotted monkey flower), 1552 nucleotides. It is a transcript of the gene CRCK2, whose product is annotated as calmodulin-binding receptor-like cytoplasmic kinase 2. Lineage: Eukaryota; Viridiplantae; Streptophyta; Magnoliopsida; Lamiales; Phrymaceae. The record is from RefSeq and is a predicted model, not a curated record. Gene Ontology annotation, molecular function: ATP binding; protein kinase activity. Gene Ontology annotation, biological process: protein phosphorylation.